CUGUGGAACUAGGAUCAGAGAGAAAAACAUUUUUUUUUUUAUUCCUGAUAAGAAGAUUGUUGGGAAGCUCUUUCUUGAAAAUCUCAUAACUGUGACACAGAUGGAUUUUAAAAAGUGUUAGAUCUUUCCAAUGAACACUAAUAGAGUACUCUGCUCUUGGCUGGAUUUUUCAGAAUUUUAAAAAUGCAUUUAUGAUCUUCUGGAAAGGGUUUUCCCUCAGUUCCACUUCCUGGCAUGACCUCUGCUGGAUCGUUAUUUCUCACCAGCCAAAUAGCAAAGGAACAUGACGUCUGAGACCUCCCUCUCUUCAUCGGUGGGGCUGACUGAGCAGGAGGUUUGAAACCAGGGGUGACCUUUUGUGUCUCACGUUCUCUUUAGAGAAUGGCAAUGGUCUCUGCAAUGUCCUGGGUCCUGUACCUGUGGAUAAGUGCUUGUGCAAUGCUGCUCUGUCACGGGUCGCUUCAGAAUACCUUCCAACAGCACCACCUGCACAGACCAGAAGGAGGGACAUGUGAAGUGAUAGCAGCACACAGAUGUUGUAACAAGAAUCGCAUAGAGGAGCGGUCACAAACAGUGAAAUGCUCCUGUCUACCUGGGAAAGUUGCUGGAACCACCAGAAACCGGCCUUCCUGUGUUGAUGCCUCCAUAGUGAUUGGGAAAUGGUGGUGUGAGAUGGAACCCUGCCUAGAGGGAGAAGAAUGCAAGACACUUCCUGAUAAUUCCGGGUGGAUGUGUGCUACAGGCAACAAAAUUAAGACCACAAGAAUCCACCCAAGAACCUAACAGAAGCAUUUGUUAUAUAGUAAAGAAAAGCCAACCAGUGGCAAGUACAUUUCGAGAAUUUGCAACGUCUUAUACACUGACAAGCCAAAUGGAUUACUUAUUUGCACUUUGACUGGUUACCAGAUAAUCAGUGCAAUGACUGUAUGUCACAAAACAACCCCAUAGCAGGAAGACUCAAGAGUUUUUGGCGACACCAUGGGAAGUGGAGUUAAGAAAGCAUUUUCUCAGUGAAGCUGUGGGAUCAUGAAGAAUGAUCAGCUAUCUUCUAAUUUGGAUCUACAGUUCCUUUGUACCAUUUGAAAUAUAUGUACAUAUAAUAUUUUGAAAUAUUAUAUAUUCUCUUCAAGAAAUGAACAAUACCACAAUGUGAGAAGGCUGGUGUAGCCCUUUUAGUUCUGGACGUUUUGUCAGUUUUGUUCUGUUUGUUGUUUCUUUUUCUGCUGGUGAGGAAGAUACUUGCCCUUGGGAGAAUUCAACACGGUGCGAACACUGGAAGGCCAGCAGCAGGAGGACUCCUGUUAUAUGAGGCAUCAAGACACUUACUCAGAACUUCCUUUAGUUUCUACCAAGUGGCCCAAGGAAGCACAUCAUCCUCUUUUCUUGUUUUCUACCAUGUGCAAUAUUAGCAUGCAAGCUUGGCUUACAUACCCAUACUUUAUAUUCAAUUGAUAUAUAAUAACUGUUCUAACCUCUUCCAGGAAAAUAUUUUUAGAACUACUAGCUUUUCCACAGAUAAGAAAAUGAGGAUUCUUGAGGGAACUGCUCCACCAUGCUAUUAAGACUCUGGCAGAGUUAUGGUAGGAUAUAGAUCCCUAUAUUAACAAGUCCUGUAAAUACAGUGUCCUAGGGCUUUGUAUAGCUGUCCUAGACCGCAGAAAUAUCCUCUGAUUAAAUCCAAAGUCUGGCAUUGUUAAAAACAUAGUGCUGUAGCAACAAGUCUUAUCAUGGCACCUCUUUCUAUGUUUGAUUUGCUUUUUCCUAGAGUAUUCAGAUCUCUUCUGGUGAGAUAGGAAGGCUAUGAAAGCAAUUAGGUCUCAGAAUGAUCAAUGUGACCAAAUGUUGGACAGCCCCAUUAAAGUGGUAAAUAACUUCUUUCUAAACCUACUUGUCCUGUUUA
Fukomys damarensis (Damara mole-rat) is the source of this 1900-nucleotide messenger RNA. RefSeq names its product TAFA chemokine like family member 1 (gene Tafa1). NCBI's taxonomy places the organism in Eukaryota, Metazoa, Chordata, Mammalia, Rodentia, Bathyergidae. Gene Ontology annotation, molecular function: receptor ligand activity. Gene Ontology annotation, biological process: regulation of neuroblast proliferation; negative regulation of microglial cell activation; positive regulation of microglial cell activation. The coding region runs from base 382 to 783 and encodes 133 amino acids. The transcript has 5 exons. The record is from RefSeq and is a predicted model, not a curated record.